CGGGCGGACGUGUGCGCAGAGAGAGAGAGAGAGCCAGGUGGGCGACGCUACGGUACGGUGCGCGGGCAGUGCGGUUGCGAGGCGCGACGCGAGUGUGACACGCGUGUUGCCGCAGCGGCUGUGCAUGAGGCGACCUCCCCUGGAUAUCGCCCUGCCCCUCACGCUCCUGGUUCCGCCGGCUCUCGACCGGAGGCGAGCCGGCCCGCGGCCGAGGCGACGAGUCGACGACGACACCAUCCCCCGUGGUGGCUGGCCCGAGGGCGACGCCGACGCCGCCCCAUGUGACGCGCGUGGCCGGGGUGGCAGCAACGACGACGCCCGGGGACCGCCGUCUCGAAUGACAACCGGCAGCGGCUCGCACAUGGCUGCGCACCUCGCCAAGUGGUGGAAGACAAAGUUCCUCAAUGGAUACAAGCAGUUCACAGUGGUGCCCACCGAGUGCAGCGACGGCCGGGCGUCGGACACGGAGGAGCUGCUGGCGCGCCCGCUCGAGGCCGGCUGCGACCAGCCCCCGCAGCAGCAGCAGCCGCCGCCGCAGCCGCCCCCGCAGCAGCAGCUGCCGCCCUCGCCGUCGCAUCCGCUCGCCUUUGAGGAGUUCGAGUGUGACGUUUCCGUUGAGGGUGGCGUCGAUGCAGGGGGACAAGAACGACAAGAAUUUUCCUUCACGCUGUACGACUUUGAUGGUCACGGGAAGAUCACCAAAGAUGACAUAGCGGGCCUCGUGACAACGAUAUACGAGACACUGGGCUCCUCCAUCAAAGUUCCUCACUACGGCAGCAAGACGAUCAAGGUGAAGCUGACGGUGUCCCCGGACCAGCGCAAGAGCGCGGAGCAGCAGCAGCAACACAACCAGCCGCAGCCGCAGGCGAGCGGUCGCAAGCUGAAGCGCGACCUCAACGUGACUAUCCGCGAGUCGCGGCAGGCGGGGCCCGCGACGCGCCGUAAGCGCGCCGAGACGGCGGCGCCCGCGCCCGCGGCGCCGCCCCACAGCUGCAGCAGCGGCUCCGCCACCGCCCCCGGCAGCGAGAACAACGACGACGGCGCCGCCGACAUCUCGGAAGACGAUGACGAGGACGAGGGCACUCGCCAGCACCCGUCCCCGCGGGUCGCGGUUGACAGUGCAAGGCUUCGGAACCGCAGGUAUCAGCAGCAUGUAGCUUCCCGAUACCGCCAGCAACACAGCACAUAUUGUGCAGAUAGCAGCGUUCUGCGGCAGCGCACCAAGAAACGCUCUGGCUCACUGCAAAGAGAGGAGCUCCUUCAAAUCAUCCAGGCCAACAUGGACAAGAAUAACCUCGGUUUCCAAACCUCCAGGAAACAGUGCGACCGAGGUGGCCUGGUUGAUAUUAGACAUGCGCAUCACAGGCAUAGGCACAAGACUUCUCAUCGUGAAGAGGUGCAGCUGCACUACCUUGCCCACAGCCCUGCUCCUAACUGCUAUCUAGACUUGGCAGGAUUGGAACACAAGUUGCAGCACUGUCACCACGAAUGUCGGCACGGUGUGGAGAAAUCAGUUCAGCAGCUGCAGCACAGCAGGCAGGGCUGUCACACACGUGGACACCACCGCUCUCGCUCUCACGACUUGGGUCGGUCAGUUCCAGUUGCACCAGUUGGGACAUCACCAAACCGGUAUCCAACAGCGGCACACUUGCCACCACCGAGGGUCUGUGCGGCUGCUGAUGAUAUCACAUCGUCACCCUUCCAUUUCGGGCGGGCACGUUCGAAGUCCCACGAGGACCCGGGGCCAGACCGCAGGAAAUUGCCACCAUUUGUUAUGGGACACACAUCAUCACCUCACCACCUCAAGCAUCGAAACAGGGAACAGGAUCAGGCCCGUGCCAUGGCCCAGGUGGUUCGUUGGCUGGAGCAGGAAUUUUCAUCAGGCCUUGGCACUGCUGAUAGGUUUGCAUCUGGUAACUCUACACAACCACCACCUCCUCCUGAAGGUCCACCAUCUGGCCAGCCAGAAGCAGGAAACAAUUCUACAGCAGCAGGUGUCUCUUCUGUUGAGAGGCACGAGCACCAUCACGUUCAUGAGCACAUACAUCACCAUUACCACCACUACAGGGAGACACCUGUCCUUGUCUGAUUCUGGCAUAUGGCUACUACAGUAUUUGAUCUGGUCUCCCCGUUUCUGUGUCAGUAUUUAUUGUGUUAUCACCCAAAAGCAACAUAUGUAAAGAAUAUAGUAAUUGUAGUGCAAAAGACAAAGCUGUAAUAAAGUGAACUAAUAUUUUCAGUUUAUUCGUGGGUUUUAUUGCCAGCUUUGACUGUGACAGAAUCAGGUCAACAUUUAUUUAUUUAUUACAAGAAUGAUCUAUCUGUUACCUGCAAAAUAUAGAAUGAUUGUACAGUUCUUAGGCCUACAGCAAAACAGUGUAAUCAAAAACUGACAUUAUGUUUGUUUAGAGUUACAUUCUUGAUUGUGCAGCAGAUGACAAGAGACUGAAAUUCUGUGGCACUGAACUGGACCUUCAUUCAGUCAUGUCUUUGUAUGUCUUAUGGUUGUAACCAAUUAAUUUAUUUAUUUUAAUAUUCUGCGAGGUGCUAUCUUAUUGAUUGUGGAUAAGGAAAUAGUUUAUUUUUUCAAUCAGUGCUACUGCAAUGUAAACUAAAAUAAUGAAUGUAAACUAUUACAUUUUGCAAACUGAUUGUAAUCUAGAAUCUUUUGUGACACUGAAGUAGCUGUGCGGCUGUAUCAAUAAGGAGUCUGACCAACAGGCUGUGGCAUUGUUGGGUACACAGUCCUUUUCCAUUUGUGUUUCACAUCAAACAUAUUCUGAAGUAUUGCAGAUAUAAGAAACAUAAUUUUCUAUCCUAUUCUUGAUAGUAUUUUCCUCAACACUGAACGUGGCAGUAGAAAUAUAAUUUCUUGAUUUAACAUGCCCAGAAAGUCUAUUGUUGUAUCUGUUUUACUAAAAUAAUAAUUACAAUUUCUGAAAAACGUAGUACUUUAGUUUUCAUUAAUGUGAGUUAGAACAAAGCAAUUUUUUAAUAUGUGAAGGCAAAAAGAUAACUUAUGAAACAACAAUAAAUUAAAGCAAGUAUUCAUUUAUUGAUGACUGAAAUAUUAGUACAAUUUAAAAGACAGUAAGGCACAAUACCUUGACUCUCAGUAGCAUCUUAGGUUUGUAUAAACUGUCAUGGUCUUCGAUAACAAUUUUCAGACAUAGACUGUAUCAAUAUAUUGAAUGAAGGAAGAUUUAAAGCAAUGAAGUUUCCAAGUAGAGCACAAUGACACCAAUUUGUCACAGAUAUUACAUAAAUUCACACAGAUUUUCUUGUCAAAUGCGAACAUGACUGGAUAUUGGUCUACAAUGACAUCUGCUUCUCUAAGAGAAGUUUAGGAAGCUGUAGUUUAGGAAGCUGCGUAACAUGAUAUUGAUCCAAAUGGUAUUAUACUAGUCUUUAAAUGGGCAAAGUACUUAUAUAAUGAUAUGAUCUACUACACAUAUAUUUAAUGAGCUACCAAAUGAAAUGUUAUAAUUUAUUCCCCUUCUUUAUAGUCAGAAUCUUACGAAUAUUGUACAUAACUAUAUUCUGUAAAUAGUGAAUGAAUGACUUGUGUAUUAUGUUUCAAAUACAGUGCAUUUUUUUAUGUUUGUAUGACUUAUCUACCUCCACAUACUAAAAUAAUGACCUGUACAAUUGUAUUCGAAUGGAAAAUCUUUCAUAUAUUCAUUCAAACUGUGUGCAGUUUGGACAUUUUAAUGAGCCUCAGAUUCUGUGAAUUUCUGUGGGUAUGUUUGUUUCAAAUCAUACAAUAUGUAAUAUUGUAUUCAAACUAUAAACAUUUUAUUGCUGUUCUUUGCUUUUCUAAUUUUUAUGUCUGUUUUAAUAUAUUGUAUAGUGUAGAUAUGACAACUGAACUCGUGUCAAAAUAUUUAUUUUCUGAGUUGUAUAAUAACUGCCAGUUUUGAGUGUAGAGAGGAGAAAUGUUGAUAUUAUGUGACUAUAUUUUUAUGAUUACUGAAACUGCUCAUUAGCAUUAAUUUUUGUGUUCAUUUUCUGUCAAGUUCUCCUAAACAGUAUUUCUAAGGGUAUCGUCACCACGUUUUUAAUUUCUUCCUCCCAUUUCAGAGUUCUGUAAUAUUCUCUAAUCACACAACUUACAGACAUAACUGUUUCUUGCUCUGUUUGUUUCAACACCACUGUAAUACUGUUGUAAAUCAUACAUAUUGACAUUUAAUUACUGAAGUUACCAAGUGAGAUUUAAUUUCUGGUGUUCCUUAGCAGACAAACAAGGAAACCCAAAUACCAUAUUUUCUAUUACAAUUACAUGUAUCUGUGUUUGCCUCAUUAAUGUCUUAUUGUUAUGUAUGUGAAAGAGAACACAUGAAGAGAAAGAGUUCACAGGUCUGUGAUGUUAUUUAUUUGAUUUUAAAGUGAGGGACUGUAUUUAUUAAUUUGUGCAUAAAACAUGCUUUAAAGUCGUUGUGAAGGUCAAAUAAAAAUGUUGCAAAACAGUAGUUUGUUUAAAAUAACACCUUUGUGCUAAUAUCUUUCAUUUGAUACACUCAAAAUGUCCUAAUUUAACAGUGAGAUACACUUAGAAAUAUACUCAUACAUACUGUAAAACACACUUAUGUUGUGAAUGAAUAAUGUGUCAGUACCUACAACAGCAAUGUGUAUGCCUGACAAUAUUUCACUGCAAUAAAUUACUACACUCGCCUAUUGUAUAUGUGUUUCAAUUAACUGUCAAUACCUGAAGAAGCUGUGUUAGACAACAUGAAAA
Schistocerca piceifrons (Central American locust) is the source of this 4735-nucleotide messenger RNA. RefSeq lists its product as uncharacterized. Lineage: Eukaryota; Metazoa; Arthropoda; Insecta; Orthoptera; Acrididae. The transcript has 6 exons. Gene Ontology annotation, biological process: negative regulation of Wnt signaling pathway. Gene Ontology annotation, cellular component: cytoplasm. The record is from RefSeq and is a predicted model, not a curated record. Gene Ontology annotation, molecular function: calcium ion binding. Bases 125 to 2089 code for a protein of 654 amino acids.